UUUGCUGCUACCCUCAGGUUUGGCUGAGGAAGGGUGGUACCGGGAGCUGCACCCUUCAGGCUUCCUCCCAGUGGCUGGGGGAACCCUUUCACUGUGCAGUGGGGGGCUGGAGCUGGAGGCUCCUUGGGAGAUGGCCAAGCAGAGUUGCCAGGCUGCUCAGCUCUGGGCUGUUCCCACUCUCUUUCUGCUUCCCCCUGCCCAGGCAGAUGGGAAGCCUGCCAUCACUGCCUGCACCGGCUGCUGGAGUUGGUGGCUGUGGGGGCACGGUGACAAUUACAACAGCAGAAACUGCAGGCUGGUGUAGGCGCCAAGAGGAGUCCAGUUGUAAAGGGUUCUACUAAAGUAGAACAGCAAGGAGCUGGUACAGGGCUCUGGGAAGGGUUUUCCUCUCACAUAAGGGGCACAUCUUCUCUGUGAAGUAUCCCUCCAGAAAUGACAGUGUUAACAAGUACAGUGGAAGAGACGGCUCUGUAAGCUGAGCUACAUGGUCACAUGCACGGGUUUUAUUUUUAGCAUCCCAAAACUACUUGAUGUGUCUGCCUGGGCUUGCUCCAUGUCCUCCCAUUCUCUUUCUUUGCUUGCAGUUCUCCUUUACCCACCUCACUUCAACCCAGCUGAGCACAACCAGGAGAGGAAGUCUUUGGUACAUAUACAGGGACUCUAUGAUUAAGCACCGGGCUCAGAAAGCUCGCCCUGGGCAGCACAGCCACUGUGAGAGAUGUUUCAACCGGCACUGUCAUGCACCCAUUGAGCCCUCCAUCUCCUGCAUGGUGAUCAGCUGCCGCUUUCACUGCGGGGCCACCUUCCACAUGUGCAAGGAGGAGGAGCACCAAUUGCUCUGUCCCUUAGAGCAGGUCUCCUGCCUCAACUCAGCCUAUGGCUGCCCUUUUUCCAUGGCCCGCUUUAAGCUGGCAAAGCACCUCCAGGUCUGUCCAGCCAGUGUUGUCUGCUGCUCAAUGGAGUGGAAUCGCUGGCCAAAUGUAGAUUCAGACACAACCCUCCACAAGAACAUUAUGAAGGAGACCCUGAAUGAAGAGUGUUUGGACACAGCCUUGGCACUCAGAGACCAGAAGUUACUUUUCAGGACUUUGAAAAUAGCCGACUUGUUUCCAGAGUGGAGGAAAGAGGAUGAAGUAGAAGAGUUAAUGGAUGAAGCCAUGGGUGGGGAAGAAGGGGCUGUGGGAGGAGUAGCCUGUGGUUCCCAAGAGGGCCAUGACCAGUUGCCUGAGCUCAGCCAAUGUGAGCGAGAGGAUUUGGCAAAGGACAAAGAAGGGAUGGAUCUGGGGAGUUACAAAACCUGGGAGAACAUUUUCAGCAAAGAGCUCCUGGCCUGCCAGGUAACAGGCUCAGCAGCCAGCACAGGAAAAAACAAAGAGGAGGCUUCCAAGAAAAGAGCAUCAGCCCCUCAUGCUGGUAACUCCAUGGAGAAGGCAAAGGAAGUACCUGAUGGUGCAGAGCAAGCAAAGGACCGAAAGUCUGAACGAGUAACACCAAAUACAGAAAUGACAGGACUGGCUCCCUGGCAAGAAGGAGUCCUGGAGAGGCUGAAGAAGGAAGUUGGUGUAGGUGAUUACAACAUGUAUCUGGUACAUCAUGGAGGAAUGCUAAUCCGCUUUGGCCAGCUAGCUGCUUGUACUCCCAAAGAGAAAGACUUUGUCUAUGGGAACUUGGAAGCUCAGGAGGUGAAGACUGUCUAUACCUUUAAAGUGCCAGUUAGUUACUGUGGCAAAAGAGCUCGACUAGGAGAUGCACUUGGCCACAAGAUGCCAACUUCAGACAAGUCAGUAGAUACCUCAGAACUGGGAAUAAACCUAGAAGAACUACCUAAGACAAAUAUAGUUAAAGCCACACUCCUGUGUGCACUGGAAAAAGAGCUGAAAGGUCAUGAGAUCUCUGAAGCAAGGGGUAUUGAUGGACUCUUUGUGGAUUUUGCAACACAGACAUACAGCUUUCCUCUGGAGCCCUUCUCCUCCAGUGCUGUUCUAACAGAUAUUCUGGAUGAAAAAAGCCCACCUGAACUCCAUGUGGAGCUCUACACAGAGUGUGUAACCAGAAGACACAACAAAAGCAGUUCAGCUUUCACAUUCACUUGCAGUCAUUUCUUCAGGAGGGAUGAGUUCCCGUCCCACUUCAAGAAUGUGCAUGCUGAUAUCCAGUCAUGUCUGGAUGGAUGGUUCCAGCAUCGCUGCCCACUGGCCUACUUGGGAUGUACUUUUGUUCAAAAUCACUUCCGCCCUGAUGGAAUUAAGGCCAAGGUUAUAUACAGCAAGCCUCUCCAGACAUUUGCUAUUAAGCCAGAGGUGGACACCCUCCUUGCCGAAUCAGGGAAAGGCAAUUCCACAGUGGCUAAUCAAGGGAGAAAUAAGGACUUGCUGAGCAGCCUCCCAGUGGAAGUGCUCAAGUACAUUGCGGGGUUCCUGGACAGCUUCAGUUUAUCUCAGCUGUCACAAGUGUCCGCGCUGAUGAGGGACAUCUGUGCCACUCUUCUUCAAGAGAGGGGAAUGGUCCUGUUGGUCUGGGAGAAAAAAAGAUAUUCCCACGGUGGUACUUCGUGGAAAGCUCGCAAAAAGAUCUGGCAGUUCAGCAGCCUGUUCUCCACAGUUCACAAAUGGCAGCACAGUGAGGUGGCAUGCAUGUCAGAGCACCUGAAGAAUUGUCCCUUUUACCAGGUGGAGCGCAAGAUGGACCCUGUGCUGCUGACGGGCAUGUGUGAAUCUCGAGAGGAGACUCGAAAGACUUUGGUUUCUACUUUUAAAAGUAGGGUCUGAACAACCUGCUUCCCCUCUGCCAUGCUCCUUUUGGGGCCUUUGAGAAGAAGAUUUGGGAAUCUGGGUGCAAAGAUUGUUGCUUCCAACUCUCCUUUUUACCUACAAAACUAGCUUCUCUCCAGCUGCAUUUGAAAUAGCCUGCAUAUUUUUUUCCCCCCGCAUUAAUUGCUAAGACUUCAUAUGCUGCUCACUGAUAUCACAUGCUUUCUGUUUAUGUUUCUGUUCCUUGCUUAAUGCAGCAUCCUGAAGAAAGCAAAAAGAAUCUUGUUUGAAAAGAGCAUCUUCACAACCUUGAAGGUAGGCUGCUAUUUCAGUACCUGAAGGGCUGCAGGAAAGCUGGGGAGGGACUUUUUCCAAGGGCCUGUAAUGAGAGGACAAGGGAUAAUGGAUUAAAACUAGAAGAGGGGACAUUUAGAUUAGACAUUAGGAAGAAAUUCUUUAGUGUCACGGUGGUGAGACACUGGCACAGGUUGCCCAGGGACGCCAUGGAUGCCCCCUCCCUGGAAGUGUUCAAGGCCAGGUUGGAUGGGGCUCUGAGCAACCUGGACUAGUGGGAGGUGUCCCUGCCCAUACAGAAGAGUGGAACUAGAUGAUCUUCAAAGUCCCUUCCAACCUAAACCAUGCUGUGAUUCUAUGAUGAUUCUAUGAUUCCUGUACCAUGUCCCCGAGAGAAGCAAGAGCAGUUGAUGUAUGCAGCUUGACUAGGUCUGAAACACCUUACUUUUGUCUGGAAAGCCAUGCUCUAGGAGCACAGGUAUCUGCUCUCCUGCAUGGAAGAUCUAGGGACUCAUAAUCUGUUCUGAAUGGGCAAAAGAAAAGGACUCCCCAAAGUUAAGUAAAUUAAUUAGAAGUCCAGUGAGGACUCAGGAAUUCAUUGUACAACCACAGACCAUAAUUCAGGACUCCGAUUCAGCAAGCGUGCCUAGUUCAGCACAAGCAUAAUGCUGAGCUCAUGGGAGCAUUCAAACCGAACCAAAGCAAACAAACUUGUCCUUUGUUACAAAUAACCAAGCAGCAAACAGUUUUAGGGGCUCAACUGGCUUUGUAUGCUUUUCAGUUUAUAACUUUUUCUUUUUUUUUUUUUUAAUUUAAAAAUCUAUUAAAACCAUCAAAGAAUAUUGGAAGUAAUUUUUAGAAUGCCUUACCUACUCAGUUUUGCAGUUGUAAAUUGCAAAUUGUAGUUGUAAGCAACUGUAAGAAUGUCAAAGAAAUACUAUUCUUUUGUGUAAAAGAAAGGCAGUCAGUAACCCAUUCAGUAACGGUAUGGAUAAUGUUUACUUCAAUUAAGUGAGCUGGAGUAUAAGAUUUUUUUAUUUUUUUACAGAGCAGAAGAGUGAUUAGGAUUUGGUUUAUUUACUUUUUUUUAGCAAAUACACUAAUUUUAAAAAAGAAUGUGUUUGUUGAGGCCAGAAAAGAGAGAAAGCGGGCAUAUUACCAGCUGUAUCUGUCUUAUUACACUAGUUAAAUGCAUUCUAGAGGUGCUAAUUAGAAAUGCCAUAGUUGUGGUGGUGAGUGGGAUUCCUCUGAAAUGGCCAUAAACUGAUUUGACAGCUUGCAGCCACUGCACAGCCCAGCAGUACCCAUUCACACCCCUUUCUUUUUCAAGCUUGUAGUCAGAUGUGCGAUCUCAGGACACGGGGUCUGGCCUUCAUCUCACUGUCUUGGGCAGGAGAGCCUCAGUAGGAGCUGCGACAUCUGCUGGCCUGGACGACUGUUCUCCUCACCUGGUGUGGCCAGGUGAAAACAGGCCUGGGUGGAUGGACACACGCCACACUUGCCAUCGCUGGUCGCAGUGGAGAUGUGGAUGAGGUGGCUCUGCAAGCAGGAUCCCUGACUUACCUAUAAAGGUUGCUGAUGGAACCUGUGCUGAGCACUUGGUAAUCAAAAGCAUGAAUUGCCUGGUGACCAAAAACCAUGCUGAGUGCAGCUCUUCCUUGACUACGUGUGCAGCUUGAGUAGUCCCUAUGAGAUUUUUAAUCAUAAGACGAUGUUUUUUCUUCUCCAGACACACGCCCUCAGGAGCAUAUAUUAUCUGAGUGGGGGUGGGGAGGCAGUGGGUUGGUCCCAGGAGCAGGAGUAGCAGCAGUUACCUUUUUUUUUUUUUUUUCCCCCUUAGUGCCGUUCUGUUUUCUGUCCCUAGAGAUGCUUUCUGGGAAGUCUCGCAAUGCUUUACACAUGAGAAUAAACUUGCAUGUGCAGGUACCCUGUAGAAAACACAAGUAGCAUCCCAGUUUUUAUACCAAGGAAACUGAAGCAAAUGAACACAGGGAACCUAAGCUGGGCCAGGAGCAGUUAAAGCUGAGUGCUCUGAUCCUGCAUCCUGUAGCUUAAGCCACUACGCAAAAACAAACUGGCCAUCCUUUAAAGUUGCUUACAAAAGUCCACCUGUCCUCAAAACUUUCCAUGUAACAUAAGUCACUCAAUAAUAUUGCUUUGUUUUACACAGGGAAGUUGACAGAGAUGAGAACAUAAGAGUCAGGCUUCCUAAACUGGUCUCUACAUCAGAGCCUCACCCUUCACAUACCAUGUACCUGAUUUCGAAAGGUGCUGACCCCCCGCUGUAGCGGCAGACCAUGGUAGUUGCGAAUGCAUGUCCAGAAAUUGGUAUCAGUAUCUAUGCUGGAUACUUAAAAACGGAGCCACUCAAAGUUAUUGAUAAUUUGGGGAGGGGGGAAAAAAAGAUGCAGAGUAAGUCAGUGCUCAAGGCUGAUAUAAGAGACAAUAAAAAGUUCAGCCUGUGAACCAUCUCUCACCUGAUCAGCCACUUAGCUGCUGUAAACUGGUGUAGCUGCUCUGAAAUGGUGCCUUAUAUUAGGGAUUAGUUGAGUUUGUUUUAUCUUUAGUGCUAGUGUCACCAGCACCACUGCUAUUCUGCUUCUGGCCUCCAGGAGUUUGCACUUGUAUCUUCCUGUUCCUGGAGAUCGCAUGACUUCAGCUCCAACCUUAUUACCAUCAAUCCCGCUUCUUCCCUCUGCAGGAGCUGCUGGAGUCAGACUGCAGGGAGGAUGCAACCUUUGUAAAUGUGGGGGUUCAGGGUGUGAGCUGGAGAUAGGAAUUUUGCAACCUCUACCUCUUGGGAUCAGCCAGAGUGUAGAUACAACAUCUAGGAGACUGGGUCAUUUUCCUUCUGGUACUGCUAUGGGGUACACGGGAGAGACACCGGCUGUUAUUUCACAGAGAGGGGAAAAGACAGAUUGGUCACUGUGAAUAUAUAUUUCUGUAAACUGUAAAUUUGGUUAAGUAACCUUCCCAGCUGUGUCCUGAGCUGCAUCAAAAGAAAUGUGGGCAGCAGGUCGAGGGAGUUAAUUCUGCCCCUCUGCUCUCCUCUCGUGAGACCUCACCUGGAGUGCUGUGUCCAGCUCUGGAGUACCCAGCACAAGAAGGACGUGGAGCUCCUGGAGUGUGUCCAGAGGAGGGCCAUGAAGAUGAUCCCAGGGAUAGAGCACCUCAGCUAUGAAGACAGGCUGAGAGAGUUGGGGUUGUUCAGCCUGGAGAAGAGAAAGCUCCAGGCAGACCUCAUAGCAGCCUUCCAGUACCUGAAGGGGCUACAGGAAAGCUGGGGAGGGGCUUUUUACAAGGGCUUGUAGCAACAGGACAAGGGGGAAUGGCUUUAAACUGGAAGAGGGGAGAUUUAGGUUAGACAUUUGGAAGAAAUUCUUUAGUGUGAGGGUGGUGAGACACUGGCACAGGUUGCUUGGGGAGUUGUGGCUGCCUGGAAGUGUUCCUUUUGUGUGCCCUGGAAGUGUUCAAGUCCAGCUUGGAUGGGGCUCUGAGCAACCUGAUCUAGUGGGAGAGCCCAUAGAGGUGAGUUGGAACUAGAUGAUCUUCAAGGUCCCUUCCAAGCCCAACUAUUCUGUGAUUCUAGAAAGAUGAAAAUCCACAGCCAUCCUCGGGUUAGUCUGGUUAGUCCCAGUUAGUCUGGUUAGUCCCGUACUGGGACCAGUGUUGGUUAGUAUCUUCAUUAAUGAUAUUGACAGUGGCAUUGAGAGCACCCUUGGCAAGUUUGCCAAUGACACCAAGCUGGGUGGUGCAGUUGAUGCACCAGAGGCAUGGGAUGCCAUCCAGAGGGACCUGGACAAGCUGAAGAAGUGGGCCCAGGUGAACUCCAUGAGGUUCAGCAAGGCCAAGUGCAGGGUCCUGCACUUGGUCCGGGGCAACCAGGGAUAUGAAUACAGGCUGGGGAAAGACAUGCUAGAGAGCAGAAGCCCUGUGGAAAAAGACCUGGGUGUACUAGUAGAUCAAAAGCUGAACAUGAGCCAUCAAUGUGCAAUUGCAGCCCAGAAAGCCAACUAGAUCCUGGGCUGCAUCAAAAAGAGUGUGGCCAGCAAGGAGAGAGAGGUCAUUCUGCCCCUCUACUCUGCCCUGGUGAGACCCCACAUGGAGUGCUGCCUCCCGCCCUGGAGCCCCCAAUACCUGUUGGAGCAUGUCCAGAGGAGGGCAAUGAAAAUGGUCAGAGGACUGGAGCACCUCUCCUAUGAAGACAGGCUGUAGGAGCUUGGAUUGUUCAGCCUGAAGACAAGAAGACUCCAGGGGACCUUAUAUUGACCUGCCAGUACCUGAAAGAAGCCUCUAAGAAGGCUGGAGAAGACCUGUUCCCUAGGGCAUGUAACGAUAGGACAAGGGGUAAUGGUUUCAAGCUGGAGAAGGGUAAAUUUAGGUUAGACAUUAGGAAAAAGUUCUUUAAUAUGAGGGUGGUGGAUCACUGGAACAGGUUGCCUAAAGAGGUGGUAGAGGCCCCAUCCUUGGAGACAUUCAAGGUCAGGCUUGAUUAGGCUCUGAACAUUCUGUUCUAGUGUGAGAUGUCGCUGUUUAUUGUAGGAGGGUUGGACCAGAUGGCCUUUGAGGUCACUUCCAACCAGAGUCAUUCUAUGAUUCUAUGACUGAUUCUAUGAUUCUAUGAACUUGAACAUGGAAGAGGCAAAGCUGUACAGGGAAGUGGAGCUCCUCCUUAUACCCAUGCAUACCCACCUGGCAAAUGCCAGCUGGUAGUCACUUUGUACUUGAUCUCACAUUUAACACUAGUGGAGAGCUGUGGGCUGGUGUUGGAUGCAGCUUAAUUAACCAGCAGAUGCACACCAAGGCAGCUCAGUGUUGGUGGCCUUCUAAUUAGCAGAGUCAGCAGAAAAUUUGGGGAGCUGCAAGGAAUUGAAUUUGUCUGCCUUAUCUUAGUGAGCACAAAAGGUGAGAGGCUUUGAGUUCAACAAGUCCUUAAGCUCCUAGUUUAAGCUCGUAGCUUGACCAACAGGAAGUUAAAAUUCUUCCUGAAUUUCAGCUUGAGGGAUUUAAUUAGAAGAAACUGAGCAUUUGAUUUUUUCCAAAAUAGCUCUUUUGCUGUGGUGGGAUCUGAACUGGAAAAUGGGAUGCAAAUCCAGCAGAGCAUUGAGAUUGCUCUCAGUUCAGAUCCCACAUUCUGAACCUUCAGAGCUUUGAUCCCAUUCAUGCUACCCACAGCUCUUGUGAAGGGCAAGAGCAAUACCCCACACACUCCAGGCUGGCCUGUGUUGCAGCUUUUCUUCUCAUUGGAAGAACAGGGACUGAAAUGAUGGCAUUGUGGAAAUCAGACAGGUCAGAGUAGGGCAAAAAGGCUUGAGAUAAGAGGAUAGAACUAUGGGAAGCAGGAAAGGUAAUGGGCUUGGAUAGAGGAGACCUGCCUGAUUAUAGGUCUCACUGAGCAGAGGCAAGUGGAGAAAGGUAAAAGGGCACACAAAUGAAGGGAAGUGGGAUGUGGAAGAGCUGAUGCAGCAGCAAAUGAUUUAGGAGGACAUAGUUCGAUUCAACAGACACUAGGAGGACAGGAGUGAUGUUUAGGAGAGCAGAGAUAUAAGGAGAAUGGAGAGUUUAUUGUAUUUUAUUUGAUGUUGACCGACAGAGUAAGAUAUUUGGAGAAGCCAGGUGAACUCAGUGAAAUGCAGACUCUGUUUUGAAUUAUGAUUUAUGCAGUGUACCUCAUUCUAUGGGACAGCCUCUGUUCUGGGUUAGAGUAUUCAGCCAGUGGAUUGUUGACACAUGAGCUGAGGCAUCACCAUAAAACCACCAAAAAGUGACACAUUUAGAUGUUCCUGUAUGCUCAUAAUUUGCUGUCAACAGACUUUCUGGAUAAAUGCUUCACCUUGAGGAAGGGGCUGGACAUUUCCAAUCAGUGUUCUAGAGUAACACGGGAGAGACGGUGUUUCUUAAGGGAUGAAAGGGUAAGUCACCUACUGACACAUAAGUCCAGGUUGCAGGAAAAAAUUCCUUGCCAGGUCUCCAGCUCCUAACACUGAGUGAGCACAAAUAAGAAGAAGUUUAUCUGAAUAAUGCUUAUUAUUUUGCAAAACUCUGUAACUCCUUUUUGCUUUCUUAAAAAUAAAAAUUCUUAUGGUUUAAAAAAUCCAACAAAA
Molecule: messenger RNA, 9148 nt
Organism: Apus apus (common swift)
Lineage: Eukaryota; Metazoa; Chordata; Aves; Apodiformes; Apodidae
Gene: FBXO40
Product: F-box protein 40
Exons: 3
Coding region: 531-2768 (745 amino acids)
Cellular component (GO): cytoplasm
Molecular function (GO): zinc ion binding; ubiquitin protein ligase activity; protein binding
Source: RefSeq, a predicted model, not a curated record